CCGGGGCCAUAAAACUUAGCUAGCUCAGAUCUGAGACCGGAAAAAAAAUCUCAGAUAUUGAUCUCAACUUAGUUCGUCUCACUUAGAGUGUGCCAUAAAGGAAGUUUAAGCUCACUUAAGAAAGUCUAAUUUGAGACAGAAAGUGAGAUCUAAACUUAGCAGGAUAUCAAGUGAAUUGUGGAUGAUCUUUGUUUGACACAUGGCAGUGCCACGCCCACUAUAUUGCGCAAUAAAAAUAUAUGCAUAAAAAAAUAUGAAAAUAAAUUUUAUAAAUGUAACUAUUACUCAGUGUUAUCUUUUCCUAGUUCGUAUGCAUAUUGUUACGUCAUUUUACGUUAAUUGACGUCAUCAGCGUCAAUCAACGUAGCAGCCGAUAUGGGUGAACGGGAAAUUGAUUAUCUCAUAAGCAAAAACGUCGAAAAAACGAUGAACCAGGUCCAAAACGAGCCAUACUGGACUCCGUUGGAGAGGGAAAUUCUCUAUGAAGAAGUUUCCAAAAGAAUUGAAGUCAUUGAUGGAAAGUUCAAAGGGGCGAGUAGCGGCAAGGCCGAGAAAAACCGAGCCUGGCUUGAAGUAACGGACGUUGUUAAUGCAAAGGGAACGGUCAAAAAGAGAACAGUCAAGCAAGUUAAGAAGCAAUGGUCAAAUAUGAAGCAGCGAGCCAAAAAAAUCAACAGUCAAACAAAAUAUCCAGGGACAGGUGGUGGUCCAAAGCCCCCGUCUCCCUCCCCCAUGGAUGAGGCCAUGUUGACCUUCCUAGCAGGAAAGCCCUCAAUGGAUGGAAUAGAUGGGGGUUUGGAAACGGCUUGUACAGCUACAGGAGAUCAACCCCAACUUCCAGAAUCAGAGGAAGCUUCAUGCAGGACUGCAUGUACCAGUACAAGUGUACCGGUCCAGCAGAUGGCUGACAAGAAUCCUCCCAAGAGAAAGAGAAGUAGGGACAUCAGCGAGAUACACUUGGAGGUGUUGGAAGCUGAGAAAGACAAAUUAAGAUUGGAGAGUGAUUACAUUAAGCUGAAAAUGAAGAAGGUGUCUGCAGAACUGGAAUUAAUCGAGAUGCAGAAAAACUCUUUAAGAAAUGGCUCUUUGAACUACUUGUCUCUCUCUCAAUUUUCAGAAGUUUAAUCCAGUAUUUUGAAAAAAAUCUUUCCUCAUAGCUAGUAAUUGAUAUUUUUGCCUUUUUUGUGUGUGGUUUUUUUUUUUGGGGGGGGGGGUUGUUUGAUCAUACAUUUAUUUAAAAUUACCAUAUGGUUUUAUAGCUUUUUAGCUUUUUAAAAAGGAACA
Molecule: messenger RNA, 1284 nt
Organism: Magallana angulata
Lineage: Eukaryota; Metazoa; Mollusca; Bivalvia; Ostreida; Ostreidae
Exons: 4
Coding region: 376-1125 (249 amino acids)
Cellular component (GO): nucleus
Source: RefSeq, a predicted model, not a curated record